CCCCCGCCGAUGGGGCCGCCAUGGCCUCGGGCGGGCUCCCCGCGGCCCCGCCCCCGCCGCUGCUCUCCUGGGGGGCUCAGCUGGGCCGGGGCGCGCGGCGGGCGCUGCUGCGGGGGGCGCUGGGGCUGAGCCUGGCGCUGCUGCUGCUCUGGGCCUCCGUGUUCCUCUACGGCUCCUUCUACUGGGCCUACCUGCCCGCGGCCGCCGUGCUGCGCCCGCUGCACCUGGUGUUCAGGUCCGACUGCGAGCGCCCCGGGCCCGAGCUCUGCUCCUUCCCCACGGCCAACGUGUCCCUGCUGGGGGAGCACCGGAGAAAGCUGUUACUCUAUGGGCAGCUGUACCGCGUGUCCCUGGAGCUGGAGCUGCCGGAGUCCCCGGUCAAUCGGGAGCUGGGGAUGUUCAUGGUGGGGCUGAGCCUCUACGGGAACGGGGGCAAGAGCCUGGCCCAGAGCGAGAGAGCGGCCAUGCUCCAUUACCGCUCCCGCCUGCUCCGGGCCCUGCACACCGCGGCCUUUGCUGGGCUCUUCCUCAGCGGCUUCGCCGAGCAGAGCCAGACCCUGGAGCUGGAGCUGCUGGGGCGCUACCGAGAGGACCCCUACUCGCCCACCGUGGGGGCUCUGGUUGAGAUCCGCAGCCGCCGGGUGCAGCUCUACGGGGCGCGGCUGCGCGUGCACGCACACUUCAGCGGCCUCAGGUACCUGCUCUACCACUUCCCUCUGACCUCAGCCGUUGUGGGCGUGGCCGGCAAUUGGACCCUCCUGGCCCUGCUGACCCUCGGGGGGUACCUGCAGUGGGGGAGGGGCCCCCAGCGGCCCCGCCCCCCAGGAACGGAGGAACCAGAGAGGAACAAACGGGAGGGGGAGGGGCCAGACCUUCCGGACCCCCCCCAAAAUUCGGAGGAGCCCGAAAUCGUGGGAGCCUCGGAGCCAGGCCCAGACCAGCCCCUGCUCAGCCCCGCCCCCAAGGAGGGGGAGGGGCAGGAGGAAGAGGAGGAAGAGGGGGAGGGGCAGGAGGAGGCCACGCCCACGCCUCCCCCUGUCGCGGACAGCCCCUCCCCCCUCCGGCAGCGCCACCUCUGCUCCAGCUCCUGA
Molecule: messenger RNA, 1091 nt
Organism: Agelaius phoeniceus (red-winged blackbird)
Lineage: Eukaryota; Metazoa; Chordata; Aves; Passeriformes; Icteridae
Source: RefSeq, a predicted model, not a curated record